Molecule: messenger RNA, 4316 nt
Organism: Lacerta agilis (Sand lizard)
Lineage: Eukaryota; Metazoa; Chordata; Lepidosauria; Squamata; Lacertidae
Gene: XPO1
Product: exportin 1
Exons: 25
Coding region: 194-3409 (1071 amino acids)
Biological process (GO): protein export from nucleus; ribosomal large subunit export from nucleus; ribosomal small subunit export from nucleus
Cellular component (GO): nucleus; cytoplasm
Molecular function (GO): small GTPase binding; nuclear export signal receptor activity
Source: RefSeq, a predicted model, not a curated record
UUGUUUCUUCAGAGUGUGUGUGUGUGUGUGUGGUUUGCAGGGGGGAGUUGAAAAGGAAGAAAGGCUGGACAGGUCUUUUCACCCCACUCCUCCUCCUCCUACUUCUUGGGUUUGCUUGGAUUUUUAUUAUUUUUUAUUGUUGCUCUCCGCUCCCUCUCUACGAGAAGUAGCUGUGAUACUCAAUUAGUAAUCUAUGCCAGCAAUUAUGACAAUGUUAGCAGACCAUGCAGCACGGCAGCUGCUGGAUUUCAACCAGAAAUUGGAUAUAAAUCUCUUGGAUAAUGUGGUGAACUGCCUGUAUCAUGGAGAAGGAGCUCAGCAAAGGAUGGCACAGGAGGUCUUGACUCACUUAAAGGAGCACCCUGAUGCAUGGACAAGAGUUGAUACUAUUUUGGAAUUCUCUCAGAAUAUGAACACCAAAUAUUAUGGCCUGCAGAUCUUGGAAAACGUGAUAAAAACAAGAUGGAAGAUUCUUCCAAGAACCCAGUGUGAAGGUAUCAAAAAAUACGUUGUUGGCUUAAUUAUCAAGACUUCAUCUGAUCCAUCAUGUGUUGAAAAAGAGAAAGUAUACAUAGGGAAGUUAAACAUGAUUCUUGUUCAGAUACUAAAACAAGAAUGGCCAAAACAUUGGCCAACAUUCAUCAGUGACAUAGUUGGGGCCAGCAGGACAAGUGAGAGCCUUUGUCAGAACAACAUGGUGAUCUUAAAACUGCUUAGUGAAGAGGUGUUUGACUUUUCCAGUGGACAAAUAACUCAAGUAAAAGCCAAACACUUGAAGGACAGCAUGUGCAAUGAGUUCUCACAGAUAUUUCAGCUGUGUCAAUUUGUGAUGGAAAACUCUCAAAAUGCUCCCCUUGUUCAUGCAACUUUGGAAACUUUGCUUCGAUUCCUCAACUGGAUUCCACUGGGCUAUAUUUUUGAGACCAAGCUGAUCAGCACACUAAUAUACAAAUUUUUAAAUGUCCCUAUGUUCCGAAAUGUCUCCUUGAAGUGCCUCACAGAGAUUGCUGGUGUCAGUGUAAGUCAGUAUGAGGAACAGUUUGUCACACUCUUUACCUUGACGAUGAUGCAGCUCAAACAGAUGCUUCCUUUGAACACCAAUAUUCGACUUGCAUACUCCAAUGGAAAAGACGAUGAGCAGAAUUUCAUCCAGAAUCUCAGUUUGUUUCUCUGUACCUUUCUGAAGGAGCAUGGUCAACUUAUAGAAAAACGUUUAAAUCUAAGGGAGACAUUAAUGGAAGCCCUUCAUUACAUGCUGCUGGUAUCUGAAGUUGAAGAAACUGAAAUCUUUAAGAUUUGUCUGGAGUACUGGAAUCACCUGGCUGCUGAACUAUAUAGAGAGAGCCCAUUUUCAACAUCUGCUUCGCCAUUACUUUCGGGGACUCAGCAUUUUGAUGUUCCUCCCCGGAGACAACUUUAUCUUCCUGUUCUGUCUAAGGUGCGGUUGUUGAUGGUUAGCCGCAUGGCAAAACCAGAGGAAGUGCUGGUUGUAGAAAAUGACCAGGGGGAAGUUGUCCGAGAAUUCAUGAAAGACACAGAUUCUAUCAAUUUGUACAAAAACAUGAGAGAAACACUAGUUUACCUUACCCAUUUGGAUUAUGCAGAUACUGAGCGAAUAAUGACAGAGAAACUUCACAAUCAAGUAAAUGGUACCGAAUGGUCAUGGAAAAAUCUAAACACUUUAUGUUGGGCCAUAGGCUCAAUCAGUGGGGCAAUGCAUGAAGAAGAUGAGAAGAGGUUUCUUGUAACAGUAAUAAAGGACCUUCUGGGACUUUGUGAGCAAAAGCGAGGAAAGGAUAAUAAAGCUAUUAUUGCAUCCAAUAUAAUGUAUAUAGUAGGGCAAUAUCCAAGGUUUCUGAGAGCCCACUGGAAAUUUCUGAAGACUGUUGUCAACAAGCUGUUUGAAUUUAUGCAUGAAACCCACGAUGGUGUCCAAGACAUGGCUUGCGAUACUUUUAUAAAAAUAGCGCAGAAAUGCCGCAGACACUUUGUUCAAGUCCAGGUGGGAGAGGUCAUGCCAUUCAUUGAUGAGAUCUUGAACAACAUUAAUACAAUCAUUUGUGACCUUCAACCACAACAGGUGCACACUUUCUACGAAGCAGUUGGAUACAUGAUUGGAGCACAGACUGACCAGACGGUACAAGAGCAUUUGAUAGAGAAAUACAUGUUACUCCCUAAUCAAGUAUGGGACAGCAUAAUUCAACAGGCCACAAAAAACGUUGAUAUCCUAAAGGACUCUGAAACUGUUAAGCAAUUGGGGAGCAUUCUGAAAACAAAUGUGCGGGCGUGUAAAGCUGUUGGGCAUCCCUUUGUGAUUCAGCUGGGCAGAAUCUACUUGGAUAUGCUGAAUGUGUACAAGUGCCUCAGUGAAAACAUUUCUGCAGCUAUUCAGGCAAACGGAGAAAUGGUUACGAAGCAACCUCUGAUCAGAAGUAUGAGAACAGUAAAAAGGGAAACUUUAAAACUAAUUUCUGGCUGGGUGAGCAGAUCCAAUGAUCCUCAGAUGGUAGCUGAAAACUUUGUUCCGCCUUUGCUGGACGCAGUUCUUAUUGAUUACCAGAGGAAUGUUCCAGCUGCCAGAGAGCCUGAAGUGCUUAGUACAAUGGCUAUCAUAGUAAACAAGCUGGGAGGACACAUUACUGGUGAAAUACCUCAGAUAUUUGAUGCUGUCUUUGAAUGCACGUUAAAUAUGAUCAAUAAGGACUUUGAAGAAUAUCCUGAACACAGAACAAACUUUUUCUUGCUACUACAAGCAGUAAACUCCCAUUGCUUCCCAGCAUUCCUGGCCAUCCCACCUGCACAGUUCAAACUCGUACUGGAUUCUAUCAUUUGGGCUUUCAAGCACACAAUGAGAAACGUUGCAGAUACAGGCCUUCAGAUCCUUUAUACACUUUUACAAAAUGUUGCACAAGAAGAAGCUGCUGCCCAGAGUUUUUACCAGACUUAUUUCUGUGACAUUCUUCAGCACAUUUUCUCUGUUGUAACAGACACGUCUCACACUGCUGGUUUGACGAUGCAUGCAUCAAUUCUUGCAUACAUGUUCAACUUAGUAGAAGAAGGAAAAAUAAGUACUCCUCUAAACCCUGGAAAUCCAGUGAGCAACCAAAUGUUUAUUCAGGAGUAUGUUGCUAAUCUCCUUAAAUCUGCAUUUCCUCACCUUCAAGAUGCACAGGUUAAACUGUUUGUAACAGGACUCUUCAGUUUAAAUCAGGAUAUUCCUGCUUUCAAGGAACACCUUAGGGACUUCCUGGUACAGAUAAAGGAAUUUGCAGGUGAAGACACGUCUGACUUAUUCCUGGAAGAAAGAGAGACAGCUCUUCGACAGGCUCAGGAGGAGAAACACAAACUUCAGAUGUCUGUCCCUGGCAUCCUUAAUCCACAUGAAAUUCCUGAGGAAAUGUGUGAUUAAAAAAUAACCAGUUGCACUGUUUUCUUUCUGUACAGCUGCUUUGUUGUAAAAGAAAACAGGACUUGGAUAUUUGUUGACCAAAAUGAUGCCAAUUUGUAAAUUUAAGAUGUCACCUAGUGGCCCUUUUUUCUUAUGUGUUUUUGUAUAAGAAAUUUUCUGUGAAAUAUCCUUCCAUUGUUUAAGCUUUUUUGUUUUGGUCAUCUUUAUUUAGAUUUGCAUGAAGUUGGAAAUUAAGGCAUUUUAAAAAUAAAAAAACACUUCAUGCCCAUUUUGUGGCUAAGGGUAAAAGAGGCAAAACAUAUAACUUGUAAAGUCUAUUGCAAAAUUAUACAUUUUCCAGUUAGAACACAGAUUUUUUUUUUUCAAUUAGGGAACACUUUCUUACUAGCCUGUCCUGCAGUCUAGAAGAAAAGGGUAAAUAAGUAAAGUCCAUCAGAUUAGUUGUUAGGUAUAGGAUGGUGAGUGCUGCAUCAGACAUGAGCAGCUUUUGGGCUGAGUGGCAAGGCUAGGCUUACUGAUAUUUGCAAGUUGUAUGGCAAGUUUGCAGCAAGAUCAUGUGCAUAUCAUCCCAUUGUAAAGCAACUUGGAAAAAGAGAGUAUGGGAACACAGUACAGUUAGUUAUUUUUACACAGUUCUUUUGUUUUUGUGUGUGUGCUGUCGCUUUGUCGACAACAGCUUUUUGUUUUCCUCAAUGAGGAGUGUUGCUCAUUUGUGAGCCUUCAUUAACUCGAAGUGAAAUGGUUAAAAUAUUUAUCCUGUUAGACUAGGCUGCAUCUUUUUAACAAGCUCAUUAAAGAAGAAUUCUGGCUUUGGAGAUGACUUCUACUAAUUACAUUGUUUACCAUGCUGUAGUGCUUUAAGAACACUACUUAAAAAGCAAAAUAAACUUGGUUUACAUUUAUUUUC